This is a messenger RNA of Cynocephalus volans (Philippine flying lemur), 4097 nucleotides long. It is a transcript of the gene TMEM225B, whose product is annotated as transmembrane protein 225B. NCBI's taxonomy places the organism in Eukaryota, Metazoa, Chordata, Mammalia, Dermoptera, Cynocephalidae. The transcript has 11 exons. Gene Ontology annotation, biological process: negative regulation of phosphatase activity. Bases 812 to 1492 code for a protein of 226 amino acids. The record is from RefSeq and is a predicted model, not a curated record.
GGGACCCGGAAGUGCUCACAGAGGACCCCCUUGGAGGUCCCGGCCACUAGCCCGCUUCUAAACGUGGUGCGGGUGAUUUCCCGUCCCUUGUGUCGUGUUCUGAAGAAAUUCUAGAAAAGAUCUUGGCCUUGGAGCAGCAUCAGAGAUUGGAUCCAGCCCGUGGAGUAGUGCCUGAGCAGAUACCCUCGGAGUCCAUGUUGUCCAUUGCGAGAGCAGGAGCGUCCAAAGAACAAGGGUAUGUUACACUGGAGAUUCUUGGGAGAUUUGGAGAGCAGAAGAAAAAUAGCAGUUACUUGGUAGCUUGAACACAUUGUUGCCAAUUUGCUGAGUCACCUUGUUGGCUUGAAGCAGCGGAUGGGCCUUCAAUUGCUCUACCUUUCCCUUCUUUCCCUUCACCGGACCAGAUGAGAAAACGGAGACCCAGGAAGGAGUAACUUAUGCAAAGUCACCCUCCUGGUAAUGGCAGAGCUGGAAUUCGAAUUCAGAUCCGGCAGAUUCCCGAUUACUCCGACCCCACCCGUUUGUGAGCGAGGACAGUACCUCCAGCAAACGCCAAAGCCAGGUUAUCCGACUCACGGGCCAGAUUUGGGAAUCACUGAACUGAACUGCUGGCCAUUGGUGGCUGGUGAAGUGGGUCAGGCAGCGAUGCAGGAUUCUGGCCCCUGCAGGCACUGACUGACUGUGGAAUCUUCCAUCAGUCCUUCACUCUCUCUGACUCUCCUUUUCUUAAUCAGUACAAAGUAGUUACCAAGAGCCUCCGAGUUCCUGUCUUUUCUCAUCCCUGAAUCCCCACCAUUGACCUACACUGAGCAUGGGGCGACCAGCAAUGCUGACUUUAGAGGACAAGGACAUGAAGGGAUUCACCUGGGCCAUAGCCCCGGCCUUGACCUCCCUGGGCUACCUGCUCAUUCUGCUGGUCUCCGUCUUUCCCUUCUGGGUGCGGCUUAUGAACGAGGAGUCCCAUGAAGUGUUUUUCAGUGGCCUGUUUGAAAACUGCUUCCAUAUAAAAUGCUGGAAGCCUCGACCCUUAUCCAUUUACAUCCUCCUCGGCCGGAUGUUCCUGCUCUCGGCAGUUGUCUUGGCUUUCCUCACCACCUUCGUCAUGGUGUCCUUUGCAUCUGAGCUCCUCCCGAGGAUCCGCAAGCACAAUUUUGUAUCAGCCUUCAUCAGCUUCCUCACAGGGGCCUGUGCCUUCCUGGCCUUGUUGCUGCAUGCCCUGGAGAUCCAGGAUCUGAGGAUGAAGCCCAGCCCCCCACAGUUCUCCGUGCAGUGGCCUUACUACGUCCUGGGCUUUGGCAUCCUUCUGUUCAUAGUGGCUGGUGUCAUCUGCCUCUCUCAAGAAACAGCCUGCCCAAGCUGCCAUUUGUUGCCCAUUUCCAAGAGUAUCGAGGAGGCCCAGGGGAUCCCGUACCUGGAGAAGCUGGAGAGUUUUGGAGGAGAACUGAGCUCAAUACGAAAGGAGACCCUGCUGAAGGAAGAAACUAUUAUCUAGCCCAGGAUAUUGUCUCUCUGCCCUUCUUUGAGCUAUGUAUUUUCAAUAAAAAAGGGCUACUCUGUUAAUCCAUACCUCAAAAACAGCCUGGAGGGCUGGAGGGGAAAGAGGAAUAUUACAAGAUAAUCAAGUAAAGUGGGAUGUUGUAAAAUGAAAACUGUAGAGCAUAUAAGCACAACAGAAGGUGUUUGAGUUGAUGAUGUUAAAAAGAAAAUGUGAUAUCCCCAUGUAAAAGUAUGACUCAGUGCGGAAAACUUGUCUUAAAUAUGUAUUUGGGGGAAUGGUUGGGGAUGGUUAAAGGUGAAAGCUUCCCCAAGACUGAGCUCCUGAGCCCAGUGAGUUGGUGCCUCUGGGGAAAGCACAGCCAAGUUAGCUAAUCAACGUGUCACAUUCCUUCCUUUCACUAAGCCAGAGUUCUCUGGAGUUACCUCCAAAGUGCUCCUAUUCACAGUCUUGCAGUGCUACAGCCUGGAGAGCACUCAGCCUCCUAGCUGGGAUGGGCACAGCUGGGAAGUACAAAUGCUUGGGCCCUCCACUGGUUCCAAGACCUCCACAGGCUUCAUACCCACCCUUCAUCUCCAAGGCACUGUGUAGCGAUGGCUCCCGACUUUUCUCUCUAAAGAAUACAUGUGUGGAAAAAAAUCCUAGAACUUAAGCAGUGCAACUUCAAAAACAAGUGCAGGGAGCUGGGGAUGUCUGUCUCCAGAGGGUACAUGAUGGACAUGGCUAGAGUCAAGUGGGCUCUGUCAUGACUGUUAAAUAGUAUUCCCUGAAGGUUUACCUCGUGUGGUGCACCAUGGGGUACACAGAGGUAUCAGAAUCCAUCCCUGUUCUCUGGAGGCUGAAACCCAAGCAGAAGAGCGAAGAUAUAUACACCUGAGAAACCAACAGCCACUAGGUAUUUUAGUGAAAUUUUCUGGAGUUUCUUAUUACGUUUCUCUGCAAAAGAUGUCUUGGAAGUUUCUUGUAGGGAUAUGGUAACUGCCUAGUUCUGAGUGUUCUGACUUUUUCUUCUUAAAAAAACAUAGGAACUAUAAUUGUCAGUGAAAAUAGGAAUGGAGAAAAACCUAUGAACUCCAACUUAUGUAUUUUUGGCCCAAACCAUCCCCAUCCAACAGAACCAGUAUGGGAAGCUACAAGUGGGAGACUGGCAUGGUGGCCACAGUGGGGGUGGAUCAGAGAAUAUACAGGAGUUCUAGUGAUGGCAAAUUCCAAGUCUUUAGCAAAUAUUAGCCCUCAAAUGCCUGCGAAAGUCUCACCUUGAGAGGGAAUGGCUAUAAAUAGGAUGCAGAACAAAUGUGGGGGAACAUGUGUGUUGGGGAAACACAGAAGGCAUGGAAAGGGCAUGGGGGCCCCCAAAUGGAAAGGUUUAAGAAAGCACCACUUGUAAAAGAAAAGAGACCACCUGGGAAGGCAAAUGACAAUAUCCCUUGAUAGCAAUGUGCUGUGGAUUGAAUGUCCCCCAGAACUCAUUAAGGCUUGGUGUUAAGACGGUAGUAUUUGCAAAUAAGUAAACAUUUGAAGGCCAUACGAUAAACUAAUAGAUCUUCAGGGAUGAGGGUGGAUUAGGAAAUGGGGCGGGUGGAGUGGCUAAGGUAUGAGAAAUAACUCUGUGUGACUUUUUAGGUGAUUUUUGCCCGGGCCAGAUGCAACCAUCCCAGAAUCAUAAGCCAAAUAAACCUCUUUUCCUUACAAGUUACCCAGUCUCAGGUGUUUCUGUUAUAGCGACACAAAAUGGACUAAAACAACAACCUAACAGAAACAGAAGAAAAGGAUAAAAACAACCAGUUCACAGAAAAAGAAAUACAAGUAGUUAAUGAUGUUAGGAACAACGAUUGAUUUCACUCAUAAUUAAGAAAUGCAAACAAAAAAAUUGGACACAGUUUAUUUCACUUAUCGGAUUGGCAAAGAUCAAAAAAUUUGACCACACCUAGUGUUGAUGAGAUUGUGGGGAAAAUGGAUGUUAUCUGCCACGUUUGGAGGGAAUGGAAAUCAGUGCAGCCUCUUUGCAGGAUAAUUUGGCAAUAGCUGACAAAAUUCAAAAUGUGUAUAACAUUUAGACCCAGCAAUUCCAUGUGCAGGCAUUCCUCCUUAAUUUGCAUAAAUAGGACAAAGAAUUAUGUAUAACAAUGUUCAUUCCAAAUUUCUGGUAAAUCCCAAUGUUGGAAAUAUACUAACUGUCCACGAAUAACUUCAUAAGUCAUGGGGAACAAUGCAGUAGAAUACUGUGCAGCUGGGAAAAAGGAAUGAAGUGGGUCAAUGUGUGAAGAUGUGGAAAGAUACCUUGUUUAGUGAAUAAAAGCAAAGUGCAGAAUAGAAUAUAGCAUGGCUCUGUUUAUGUAAAGAAAAGAGGAUAUGUAAAAAAAAAAAAAAUUUAUGGUUUGCCUAUAAAGUUUCUGGAAAAAUUUCUGAAACCUUCUUCAUGGCCUCGUCCUAAUGUCUGAUUCCUGGGCUUCCUUGUGUUUUCCUUGUUGGUUUCUAUUCCUCCUCUCUGUCCAGCUUGAAGUCCAUAGUCCCUCAAUACAACGUUUCCCACCAGAGCCCUCAUUCCCUCCCCCUCAGCAUUCUCUCAUAAUCACUGCAAUAAAUCCCAAUAUUGGAUCAA